Oldenlandia corymbosa var. corymbosa is the source of this 1198-nucleotide messenger RNA. Lineage: Eukaryota; Viridiplantae; Streptophyta; Magnoliopsida; Gentianales; Rubiaceae. The record is from the annotation of a GenBank genome assembly.
CUGAUGACAAAACCGUCCAUCAAUUCUGGAAGGAACAAUUUAUAAAUAGUUUACACCACAUUUUAUGCCAAAACCUAUCAAGGAGGAACUUAUGGAAGUGACAAUGGAUGCUCUUCGGAUGAAUGAAGGGCUUGGCGAAAAUAGUUAUGCUAACAACUCAUUGCUCCAGAAAAAGGUAAUACUAAUGACGAGACCAAUAACAGAAGCUGCCAUCACAGAGCUCUACAACACCAUUUCUCCCAAAACCUUAUGCAUUGCGGAUUUGGGAUGUUCUUCUGGACCAAACACUUUCAUGGCGAUUUUCGACCUAAUAAAAAACGUUGAUAAAAGGCGCAAAUCUUUAGGGCUUGAAUCUCCAGAAUACCAAAUUUUCUUAAAUGAUCUACCCAGUAAUGAUUUUAACACCAUCUUCAAAUCUGUGCCCGAAUUCCUGGAAAGAUUAAGAAAUGAAAUGGAAGCUGGUUUUGGACUGUGUUUUGUGACGGGAGUUCCAGGUUCGUUCUAUCAAAGGCUUUUCCCCACCAAAAGUCUCCAUUUCAUUCACUCAUCUUAUAGUCUUCAUUGGCUCUCCCGGAUUCCUGAAAUGGAAGAAGCUAACAAAGGGAACAUUCACAUGGCAAUUUCAAGCCCUCCGAGUGUGAAAAAGGCAUACAUGAACCAAUUUAAGCAGGAUUUUUUUGCUUUUCUAAGCUGCCGCGGCGAAGAAAUGGUGGCUGGUGGCCGUAUGGUUUUGACAAUGUGUGGAAGAAAUAGCGAAGAGCCUUGUAGAAGAGAUGGCACAUAUCGUUGGGAGGUUCUAAGUAUGGUUCUCAGAGAUAUGGUUGCCGAGGGACUUAUAGAAGAAGAAAAACUAGACUCAUUCAACCUUCGUGAUUACAGACCAUCGGUAGGAGAACUGAAACACUUAGUUGAAAUGGAGGGAUCGUUUAGAAUUGACCGCCUUGAGGUUUACGAGAUCUAUUGGAAUGGAUAUGAUGAAGGUGAGAUUUCAAAACACGAAAAAUCCCAAGAUGUCUUUGGAUACUACAUAGUGAAAUGCAUGAGAGCUGUGGUUGAGCCUUUGCUUGUUCAUCACUUUGGUGAAGAAAUAAUUGAGGAGGUUUUCUUGAGGUACAAGCAAAUCAUUAAUGAUCCAAUGUCAAGAGAGGAGAAGACAUUGUUUGUUAAUGUGACUGUCUCCUUAACAAAAAUGAUUUGA